AUGGCUGUCGCCAACCAGUUGUAUCACAUGGCUCGUGCUCGCAAAUGGGAGCAGUGCUUGUCCGCAUUGGGCACCAUGCGGAACAGGUGCACGGCUUUUGACAUCGUGAAUUUCAACAUCUGCAUCCAUGCGUGCCGGCAUCACUGGGAGCAUGCCCUUUCGUGCUUCAGGCAUGCUCGUCAACAGAGGUUGCAGCCCACCGUCAGGACAUUUGGGUCCUUGUGUGCAGCAUUGGGCGUAGGACACAGGUGGGUCCAGGUUCUUGCAUUGCUGCAGCAUGUGCCGUGCACAUGGGACAACACCGACGUCUUGACCAACGUCGUGCUCGGGGUGUUCAAAAAAGCACAUCGAUGGGAUCUCGCUCUGGAGUUGUGUGCUGGAUGGAAAAUUGCAAAGACCAUCGACUCAGUUGGCAUGAUGGAGCUGGUAAGUGCAUGUUCCAAAAGUUUCAGAUGGCAAGAAGCCUUGGCGUUAGCAUGUCAAAACCAGGAGCCUAAAUUGCAAGUAUACAACUGGUUGUUAUACGGCUUCAGGGGUGGAGCUUGUUGGCAAGCAGGCAUUGCUCUGCUUGACCAUGCAGCUUCGCGACACGUGGCCGCAAACGCAAUUUCUCAUCGACAUCUGAUGUUUUUACUGGACGGUGCUCCGUGGCAACAGGCAGUUCAACUGCUGCAGGAUUCAUGUGGAUGGUCUCAGCGCUGGCGAGAGGCCGAUGCGGAAACAAUAGUGCUGGCCACUGCAACUAUGGAAUGUCAGCAUCGCCCGGUGGAGAAUCUGCACAUCUUUGGUCAGAUUGUUUAUUGCAAACUGCACAUGCGUCCAGAGAACGGCAGCGCAGCCUUCACAAGCAAAGGUGCACACAACAUCACCAUUUUACAUGAUUCCUGGAUGAAGGCUGGAUUAACUUCUUUGCUGGAGCCUGCUUGGUGCCGCCAUUUUCUCAGCCCUGUCAGUGCUUCCUUACGACUGAAAAGGUUUGUCCAGCCCAGUGCCAUGCGCCGCCUAUCCCACACAACUCUGGAGAAUGCGCAUGUCGUGCCCGGCUUCGUCGCGCGGCUAGUCACAGAAGUCAAUUCUCUCCGUGGUGCAUCGCGCUGGAGAACCACGUGGUGGAUGCAAGCACAGCUCGCUUUGCGCCCUCUGUUUGUGGAGUCGAGAGUUCUCCGAAGGGCUGAUGCUGGCACUGUGCGUGCCUGGAUCGGAUAUGAUUUGAAGCUGCCGGAGUCUACCGUGUCCAUGCGCGAUGAACUGACAUUUGAGGCUAGUAUCGUGAAGGGAAGCUACGAGUUCGACAUGCAGGAGCUUGCCGCUACAGCGCGAGGUUCCGGCGAUGUGAGAGCAUGGACCAGUCCUUUGAUUGCUGCUGCAUGGAGUGCUGGGCUGUGGAGAGCGCACCAAGGAACUUCAGGCUGCAUGGAGAGUGCGGCAAGCGAAACAGCCGUUUUGGCUGCGCUCGCCCAGAUGUCGGACUUUCUCCCGGCCUGGGAGUAUUUGGCUGAAAUGAAGGCUGGAAGUCUGGAGACCAAUGCCAUUGGUCUUGGUCGGCUGAUCUCCUGCUUGGAGCACGACCACACCAACGAGUCUGCUUCGCUUCAACGAGAAGUGAACCUCUUUCAUGAUCUGCGUGGCCCAGGUGGACUGCAGCCAGCAGCAUUGACCACGGCUGCUUGUCGCGUCGCGGUGGAGACGGGGCAGGCAGCCGAUGCCUUGAAGCUGGUCCGAAACCUGGCGAGAGGUCGCCAACCAGGCCCUUGGCACCGAGUGUGGAUUGCCUGUGGCGGUGAAGUGGAGUAA
Molecule: messenger RNA, 1794 nt
Organism: Symbiodinium sp. CCMP2456
Lineage: Eukaryota; Dinophyceae; Suessiales; Symbiodiniaceae
Source: the annotation of a GenBank genome assembly